Molecule: messenger RNA, 2293 nt
Organism: Penicilliopsis zonata CBS 506.65
Lineage: Eukaryota; Fungi; Ascomycota; Eurotiomycetes; Eurotiales; Aspergillaceae
Exons: 3
Coding region: 184-2241 (685 amino acids)
Biological process (GO): protein ubiquitination; ubiquitin-dependent protein catabolic process
Cellular component (GO): nucleus
Molecular function (GO): zinc ion binding; ubiquitin protein ligase activity
Source: RefSeq, a predicted model, not a curated record
UUUGUACGAAAGAAGCCCGAAAUCAAGUGUCCCGCCGGCUGGUUAUUCAGCAUCCGCUUCGGGACGCAGCACGUCACAUGUCAUUCCCAGGCCCGUUUAACAACCAGGUUGGCCGAGCUUCGGCGCCUUCAACCCCUCCGGUUCAAUGCAUUCCUCUGCCACUAAUGCAGUUUCUGGCCCCUGAUGAGCGGGUUCAUUUCUUCUCUCCUAAUCGAACCCGUGUUUCGGCAAGCCCGUCGCCUCUCGCUCCCUACCAGCUCCCGAGCACUGCCCGACGACCACGGCUCCAGCGCUCACGACAACCUUCCUCCAGUCAACGAGGAUGCCCCGAACCCUCGCUCUGGUUCGGCUAGAUGUUUUCCUCGAGCUAGCAUGACUUCGGCCUCAACCGAUUUGUCGGAGGCUAGCACUUUGCCUUUCUCAGCCGAGACAGCACAAAGGCCACGGACGGAGAGUGCACCCCCAGCACCCCCACAUAUCGAAAAUGACAGAUGGGAGGAUGGACCUUCCCAGAUAACUCGUUCGGAGGAACCACCCUCAGGCCAUGAAUUCGGAAUAGAUGAAGCGGGCCAGGUGCUGUUACCUGAAGAUGAUGGAAUGGGUGUUCUGCGAAGGAAGAUACAUGCCAUUAGGGAUGAUAAAAAUGUCUCGAGUGCAGAGAUGGCACGCAUGGUGCACGACCUGAUGACGGAGAGGUACAAUAUGCUGCGUGAGAAAUCAGGUCACCGGCCAUUGUCCGCCUUGCGUGCUUCUUCGACCCCUCCCGAGGUGGAGCGCUCUACCAGUCUGGCAUCUCGCUGGGCCGGGCAAUUCCUCGACGAUGAAUCUACGAUUACCUCCACCGAGCCUGGGACUCAUACCUCUGAUUCAUUUAGUCUCACCGCCGAAGACGUAAAGCCUACGUAUGCUCCUAAGGAAGAGCCGGAACCUCCUCUGGGGGAUGGGGAAGAUAUAGAUCCAUGUGAGGAAGAACCAUUUCUGGGAUGCCAGCAUUAUAAGCGCAACGUGAAGUUGCAGUGCUACACGUGCAAGAAGUGGUACACGUGCCGGUUCUGCCACGAUGAUCGAGAAGACCACCGCCUCAUCCGACACAAAACAGAAAACAUGUUGUGCAUGCUCUGUGGCCAUGCCCAGCCUGCUGCGCCAUGGUGUCAGCAUUGCGGAGAGCAGGCGGCGCAGUAUUACUGUAACGUCUGCAAGCUCUGGGAUAACGACAGUAACAAAAGCAUAUACCACUGUAGCGACUGUGGAAUUUGUCGGAUCGGGCAGGGUUUAGGAAAGGAUUUUUUCCACUGCAAAAUCUGCAGUGUGUGCUUGCCAAAAUCGAUCGAGAAUACACAUCGAUGUAUUGAAAACUCCACUCAAUGCGACUGUCCUAUCUGCGGAGAUUAUAUGUUCACAUCCCCCGAUACUGUCGUCGUGAUGAGAUGCGGGCAUAGUAUUCACCACAAGUGUCUAUCUGAGCACUCGAAAAGCUCCUAUCGCUGUCCACUGUGCAGCAAAACGAUUACCAACAUGGAAUCCACGUUUCGGAAUCUCGAUCGGACGAUUCAGAGUCAGCCCAUGCCCUCCGAGUUCAAGGAUACCAAUGCGCUGAUAUACUGCAAUGAUUGCGGUGCCAAGUCUGUGGUCAAGUAUCACUGGUUGGGCUUGAAAUGUGACCUAUGCGAGUCAUAUAAUACGGCACAAAUCCAGCUCCUCCACGGGGACGACAUCGAGUCUACCGAGUCCCAUGGCGGAGCCGAAGAUUUACCAGGGCCCCGGUUACGAUCCUCAUCGUGCGGCGACGAGGAAGACACCCUAUCUCCAGCACUCACGUCCCUGGACAUCAGCACGAACUCGAUGCCAGGAGCUAAUUUCCUUUCAAGGCUUGCCCCACCAUCCGAAGCCCAGUCCGGCUACAGCCUCACACGGGGUCGCGCCGUGUCUCCAGUGAUCAGCAAUUACUUUGGCCUACCCACGGAGCGAGGAGUACAUUCCCUAUCCGGUGAUAGCGCCAACAAAGAUUACAGACAAGAGAGCACCGACGGGUUCAGCAUCUGGGGUACCACAUUUAAAUACCGGUAUAGCCUUUUAGGAGGCGGGGAUGGAGACUCUGACGGCGAAGGCGAGGGCGAGGGCGAGGGCGAGGGCGAGGACGACAAAGUGGCAGAUGGCGCGGACAGUCCAUCUGAGGAGGAAGAUGAGGAUGAGGAUGACGACGACGACGACGAUGAGAUUGAUAUUUUCGGCCACCGAUAGUCCAGAGCAAUGAUCUGUACGGCGUACAAGAUGGACUCUGACCCUAAAAUAA